UGUGUUUUGGACUUUGUAGAAAAACAGAAAAAAGCGGUUUUAUGUCGAGCCCGUCUACAAGGAGACAUUUUUUUUUAUCUAUUCAGGCGCUUGUCGUUAUUUACACUGCAGGGAUGUUGACGAGAGGAUGUUUUUACAAAUCCAUACAGGCGUACCAGACUCUAAGGUCGUCAUGGAGAAUAAUUAUUAGACGAUAUGGUUUAAUAUAAUGGUGUUUAAACAGUUUGUUCCGGUGCAGCGCUAACCUACUUGAGGAGACAAAAGCCACAGGCUGUUUUUAGGGUCAUUAAACGUUUAAAUCCCCCCUGUGUGAUCUGAUCAGAUUACAGCCUAGCCGUGAGAUCCUUGUUAGUCAGUUAUUCAGUCGGAACUAAACAGCUAAACAACAUGACUGAUUUAUACUGCCAGUCUAAUUCUCUUAUAUCCUCACUAGCUGCGUUUGCUUUCCUCGUGUCCUCCACAUGUCUUUUUUACAGACCAGUGAUCAUCACAAGGUCGUCUGGCGCGUCAGUCCGAGCCUGUCGUUGUGUGUAUCGUGUUGUUUUUGAGUGUGUUUCCCCCUCUGUUUUAACCUUAACUUCGUGUCGUUUGUCUAGAAUGGGGAACUACUCGUCGGCGUCGCCUGGGUCGUCGAGCUCGGCUUGCUCUCGGUUCGUCCAGGAUGUUGUUUCCAGUAACUGCGUUGUAAUAUUCUCCAAAACCACGUGCCCAUACUGUAAGAUGGCGAAGAACGUUUUUAAUGAGAUCGGAGCGACAUAUAAAGUUGUUGAGCUGGAUGAGCACAAUGAUGGCAGUCGUCUACAGGAGACCUUAGCCCAAAUGACAGGCGCCAGAACAGUGCCAAGAGUCUUUAUUAACGGGCAGUGCAUCGGAGGAGGCACGGAUACCAAGCAGCUCCACCAGCAAGGGAAACUUCUUCCUCUUAUUGAACAGUGUAGGCCGUGCUGUUCGAGUGCCUCCCCCGAGGCCUCCGGCGGCGCUCAGUAUCAACAUAAUCAGUCAUAAUGCUCUGUGAUAUGUGUUUAUACUCGUCGGCCACCCUUGAAGAGCCCAAACAGAGGUUAAGUAGAUGUGUUUUAACAUGCAUGCUGCAGUCAGGGAAAAUGUACUUUCCUGACUGAUCGACAUGGGUGCUGUUAUUUUUGGGUUAUUAUGCACUGUAUGUUUUCUUGUAAAUAUAUAAUGCCAAACGGUAUCACGCCAAGCAUUUUAGAUUACUUUCUGACCUGAGUUACAAAACUUCAGCAGUCCUUUAUGUACAUAAAUAUUUAAAAUAAAGUAUUAAGUCUUUUGCAAAA
This is a messenger RNA of Puntigrus tetrazona (Sumatra barb), 1298 nucleotides long. RefSeq names its product glutaredoxin 2 (gene glrx2). The transcript is spliced from 3 exons. The record is from RefSeq and is a predicted model, not a curated record. Bases 388 to 1005 code for a protein of 205 amino acids. NCBI's taxonomy places the organism in Eukaryota, Metazoa, Chordata, Actinopteri, Cypriniformes, Cyprinidae.